Biomphalaria glabrata is the source of this 2063-nucleotide messenger RNA. RefSeq names its product FMRFamide receptor-like. Gene Ontology annotation, biological process: neuropeptide signaling pathway. Lineage: Eukaryota; Metazoa; Mollusca; Gastropoda; Planorbidae. Gene Ontology annotation, molecular function: G protein-coupled peptide receptor activity. The transcript has 2 exons. The coding region runs from base 102 to 1172 and encodes 356 amino acids. The record is from RefSeq and is a predicted model, not a curated record. Gene Ontology annotation, cellular component: membrane.
UUUUUUUUUAAAUUUUGAAUUUAUAUUAACUUUAAAAAAAAAUCAUUCAGUUUACUUUGAGUAACUAAUACACCAGAAAAGACACACACUAUACAGCAACAAUGGAUGCCUAUUACACUAAGCAUGAAACGAUAAAUUACACAACCAAGGCAGCGGUACCAAUUGUCAAGCCUGAUGGACUGGUCAGCUACGAGGUCCGUGAAAUCAUCUUGACCAUCAACAUCUUCUUUGGGGAAAUUGUGGGCUUGCUGGGGAUAGUAGCCAACGUGAUUAAUGUUAUAGUAUUUAGCAAAAUUGGCUUCAGCGAUACCGUCAAUAUCAGCCUAGCAGCCCUGGCUAUAAGUGAUAUUGGCGCUCUAGUCACGCUUCAGGUAUUUAAUGUGCUUGUCAACCCAUGGUUCCUUCAGUUGGACCUCCCGUUUUUGCCACUAGAGCUCCAAAGUUUGACGGUAGGCUACCCCCACAACUAUUUCGUCAAAGUGACCGGUUUUAUUACUGCCUUCGUUGCCUUUGAGAGAUGCCUUUGUGUGACCUUGCCCUUCAAGGUUAAAACACUGAUAACUAAAAGGACUGCAGUUGCUUUCAACGUUGGCUUCUUCAUAGCAAACGCCUUGGCGAUGUUCCCAAUCUAUUAUACUGCCUACUACGACUGGAAAUUCGACGCCAAGAAAAAUAAGACCGUUCUGGGAAUCUUCUACACCAAGAACAUCAACGACGUCCUUGGCCCGUCCCUCUUACUCAUCAACACAUUGGUUCCCUUGGCAGCGUUCCUCGUUGUCAUCCUCUGCAACAUCAUCAUCGGCUUCAGGCUGAAGAGAGCUUCGGUGUGGCGCCAGAUGUCAUCAGGAGCCGCCAUCACCACCCCGGGCGCCGCGGUGUCAAUGAAGGAGAAGAAAAUGGUCAAGAUGAUUGUGACAAUGUCAUCUAUUUUCAUCAUUUGUUUCAGCCCGCUGUCCGCUUUUUUAUCCGCCCGAGCCAUCGUACCGGAGCUUAGUAUCAACGGGGUAUACUCCAACAUAAACUGGAUCGUAGUGACCUAUGUCAUGGCGAUGGACACAGUCAACUCAAGUCUAUCUAUUGUUGUCUAUUAUCGCAUGAGUUCGAAAUACAGAGAGACGUUUCUUCUUAUGUUUGGAAGACAGGUUGAUAAAAAUCAAGUAAACAAACUAUAAUCUUCUGACCGAAAAUUAAAACAAAUUAUAUUCUCUUUAUCUAGGACACAUUACAGAGGUAGCCUUAAGGGGUGGCGAUUGGGGCAACAGCCCCAGGCCCGCUCCUGAAAGGAAAGGGGAGGAAAGCCGCGAUAGCAUAAAUAUUGUAUAGUUUGUUGAUUUUUCCUGCAAAACUUUUCUAAAUCAUUAGUUACGGUGAUUUAAAGCCACUAAAUUUAUAUUAAAGCACUGGGUAUGGAAUCAUACAAGCAAAAUCUAGAAUUCAGAACAAUGAAAGAACAGUAUGUAAUGCAGUCAAACGGCCAAUAGUACAGACCUACAACAUUAGAGGCAGACGAUAAGGUACUGUAUACACAUAGUCUACGCUUACGGCUCCAAGCCCACGUAUUGCUAAUACCGCCUCUGGACUGGACCAAAGCAUAUUACGUCCCCAUACUGGGCUAUUCCUCAGAUGUGAUUAAGACAUGGGUUACGUUUUCGAAGGUUUUAAUUUACUGAUAGGUGAUGGGCAAAGGUUUUAAACAUAUUACCUAAAAAAUAUCCAGAUUAAACUAGACCUUUUUAGGGGCCCCUGCAUUUUGCUUGAUAUUUAAUUUUUAAUGUAAAAAAAAACACUAAUUUGGGGACCCUCCUCAAGUGGGGGCCCGGGGGGAAUUUUCAAAUUCUCCCCCCUCCUCCCCUACCCUAGCUACGCCACUGAAUCUGAAGACAACACUGCAAAACAAAAAGAAACAAAAAAGACGAAUGCAUUCUUGCUGUUUGGAAUUUCUCUGAAAUAGUUGCGUCAUUAUAUACAAACAUUCCUGCAGAUUCACACUAAUUUAAGCAACGAAAAGAUACAUAAAGGGAAGAAAUCUGGGAGGGAAACUCACCACAUUAAAUCACAAACAA